Messenger RNA from Sturnus vulgaris (Common starling), 3349 nucleotides. NCBI's taxonomy places the organism in Eukaryota, Metazoa, Chordata, Aves, Passeriformes, Sturnidae. The record is from RefSeq and is a predicted model, not a curated record.
CUGAAACACGGCCCGAACACGGGCUCUGACACGGCUGAAACACGGCCCGGACACGGGCUCUGAGCACAAGGAGCGGAGCUCUCGUCCCGGCUCGCCGCUGUCCUCCGAAGGACAAUUCGGAAACCCUGAGCGGCUUGGGCUGGGACUACAACAAAACCCGAGUUCUCGUUCCUACUGCCCUCCUGUGCCUUGCCGUGAGUGUUUCUAGCUUCUCCAAAGUUCCCUCUGAGGCAGCCCCGCUGGUAUUUCUUUGUUUGAUCUCUCCUGCCUUAAUGUUGACUGAAAUUUGAAACGUCCCCGUUCUGCUUUCUGGCUUAAUUGUUCUUUCCCUCUGUUUGCACGCAGAUGAAUUAUUUACCUCUGUGCCUUGCAUUGGGUUCUGUUUGUCCAGGUGGAGGUAGGCGAGGGCUUGGUGCCCUUCUGUGGCGCUGAAACACUGUAGAAAAGGCAUUUCUCCAGACACUAGUGUGCAAGAGGAAUGGAAGAGAACACUGUGCUGUUAAGCUCAGGACUGCUGGGUUUCUUCCUGGAGAUGAGAUUUUAAUUCAUGCUCAUCCCUGAGGACGAGUGGAAGCCAGGUCUCCAGGCAGCUGCAGUGAAGUUUCAGAGCUGUCCAUACAUGGUAUUCUAGAACAGCUGAAGAGGUGGAUCACGCCCCAGGUGAUGCCAGCAUGGGGGUAGAUGUUUUGGAAUCAGGUGACACCACACCUCCUACAAAGAGGAAAAGCAAGUUCUCGAGCUUUGGCAAGAUUUUCAAACCCUGGAAGUGGAGGAAAAAGAAAAGUAGUGACAAAUUCAAGGAGACUUCAGAAGUUUUAGAACGAAAGAUUUCUAUGCGAAAGCCAAGAGAGGAGCUGGUAAAAAGAGGGGUUCUGUUGGAAGAGCCUGAGCAGGAUGGUGAAGAGCCAGAGAAGCUGAACCCACCUGCACUGAAGAAUGGCCACACUGUCCCCAUUGGGGGCCCUGGGGUCUGUGACCUGCCCAGCCAGGAGGAAGAGGCCACAAAGACAUCCAGCCUUAGGAAGCCUGUUCCAGUGGAGGAACCAAAGAAGAGGCAGGGCUCUUCCAGCAGCCACCCUGGCCCCGAACUGGAACCACCUCAGGAGCCACACGUUCCCAGGCAACCUCUGCUUCCUCCAAAAAGACCUCCCUCCACUUCCCAGGAGGCAAAUGAAGUGCAGGCACAGGAUCCAACACCUGCCAGCAGCACUGCAAGAACUGCCCCCUUCAGCACAGCCCCCACGUCAGCAAAGACAGUCAAUUCCACAGCUGCCCCUUCCCCAGCCCCCAGGACUCUGCUCCCUGCUCCUGCCAGUGCCAACACUACUGCUCCCACCAGUGCAACCAGCACAGCUCCUGCCAAACAGCCUCCUGUCCCUCCUCCCAAACCCGUCAACAGAAAUAGCAACUCACUGAUAGCUGAGCUUUCCCAAGUAAUGACCAGUGGUACGGCCUUGUCCAAGCCUUCCCCUCCUCUCCCCCCAAAGAGAGGCCUCCUGCCUAACAACACGUCAGAUGCUGUCCCCUCCAAGCCCCUAAAUGACAGGACAGUGGCAGUGAGUCGCCCCGCACCUGUUGCACUGCCCGUGCCCUCGGCUUACCCACCGCCGCCGUCCUCGCCGCCGCUGCCCACCCACGUACCCCCGGAACCUCCACGCGUGGCCCUGCCCACCUCCAGCCCUGCCCUAGACCCACCGUGCUCCCUGGACCUGCCGAAGGAGACUCCUCCUCCUCCUCCUCCUCCUGCUGAAGAGUUCAGGUCCAUGGAAGCGUCGAAGAGGACGGCAGAGCAAGGGUUUGGUGAACCCGCUGUGCUGCCUCGGCUGCCGCAGAUCCCCCUGCACAUUCGUAUCCAGCAGGCUCUGGCCAGCCCCCUGCCUGUCACCCCACCUCCCGAGGGGUCCCACAGGGCUCACUCGCUGCUCUUUGAGAACGAUGGUUUUGGAGAAGACAACGGCACCCUGGGCAGGACGAGAUCUCUGCCUGUCACCAUUGAGAUGCUCAAAGUUCCAGACGAUGAGGAAGAGGAAGAAGAUGACCAGGAAGAGGAACAGAGUUCAGGUCUUCGUGUUUAUAUUGGAGAUGUGCCAUCUGUCACAGUCAUCCCCAAACUGGUACCUCAGGUCCUCCCAGAGGAGCAGGAAGGAGAUGAAGGGAUGAGCGACUCUGAUUCGGAAGGGCCCAUCCUGUAUAAAGAUGAUGAGGAUGAGGAAGAUGAUGAAAGCCAUAACAGCAUGCUGGCCAGCAAAGUGAAGAGGAAAGAUACACUGGCUAUGAAGCUGGGGAGCACAACCACACCACAGGAGGAGAAGAUCGUCGUCCCUCGGAAGAGUAAGGAGGAGUGGAACGAAAUCCGCCAGCAGAUUGGGACGACGCUGAUCAGGCGACUGAGUCAGAGACCAACUGCAGAAGAACUGGAACAGAGGAACAUUCUUCAGCCGAAGAAUGAAGCUGACCGUCAAGCUGAGAAGCGCGAGAUCAAGCGCCGGCUCACCAGAAAGCUUAGCCAAAGGCCUACAGUGGCAGAGCUGCAGGCCAGGAAGAUCCUGAGGUUUAAUGAAUAUGUGGAAGUAACAGAUGCUCAAGACUACGACCGGCGAGCAGAUAAGCCAUGGACAAAGCUGACACCAGCUGACAAGGCUGCCAUCAGGAAGGAGCUGAAUGAGUUUAAGAGCUGUGAAAUGGAAGUGCAUGAGGAGAGCAAGCAGUUCACCAGAUACCAUCGACCAUAAUAUUCCAAGGAGGGAGCAAGAAACUCGGGAGCGCUGGAAGUUUUCUGCACCCCUCUCCUAGGCAAUGCAGUGAGGGUGGAGCCUCAGCUCUUCCAAGAUUUGCCUUCCAGACAUAUCCAGAAAAGGGCUUUUGGCCAGGGAAGGGGAAUCCUGUCUGAAUGUAGCAUUUCACUGGAACAAACACAUCUCUCAUGCCAUCAGCCUGGAACUGACACUAUACCUCGCUUGGCUCAGCAAUAUGACUCUGCCAGGACCGUGCCCAGGGGAACAACCCCUUCCUUCCCAAGUUGUACAGACUUGUCUUGGGGGUGCAAUUCCUCAUUUCCUUCUCCUUUCCAUCAGGAAGGGAGGAAAAAGAAAAGGCAGCUCUAAUGUUGGGAAGCUGAGGAGAGCAUGUGCUCGGAAGCAUGUGUGUGUGUAUAUUAGCUGUGUACAGAGAACCCUGGCAGACAACUGACAUGGCACUCGUUAUUUUUGGGGGGUUUUGCUGGUUUCUGUCAUGUCCUUAAUGCCCUGAAUCACUACUGACCAACGGUUUGUUGUCCUGGAAGGGAAUUGUAUAGAUAUUAACAUAUGCUGCAUCUUUUUGUAAAAAAAUUUUUAAAAAAUUAAAAAAA